Molecule: messenger RNA, 677 nt
Organism: Aspergillus sclerotioniger CBS 115572
Lineage: Eukaryota; Fungi; Ascomycota; Eurotiomycetes; Eurotiales; Aspergillaceae
Product: nascent polypeptide-associated complex subunit family protein
Exons: 3
Coding region: 40-504 (154 amino acids)
Cellular component (GO): nascent polypeptide-associated complex; cytosol
Source: RefSeq, a predicted model, not a curated record
UAGGUUUGAACGGAAUCAGUUCAAUAUCACACCAUCAAAAUGGAUCAGGCAAAGUUGGCUAAGAUGCAGGCUAGCGUGCGGAUUGGAGGCAAGGGUACUCCCCGCCGCAAGGUCAAGAAGGUCCACAAGUCCUCCGGUGCCGAUGACAAGAAGCUCCAGGCCACCCUCAAGAAGAUGAACGUCCAGCCCAUCCAGGCCAUCGAGGAGGUCAACAUGUUCAAGGAGGACGGAAACGUCAUCCACUUCGGUGCUCCCAAGGUCCACGCCUCCGUCCCCUCCAACACCUUCGCCCUCUACGGUAACGGCGAGGAGAAGGAACUCACCGAGCUGGUCCCCGGUAUCCUGAACCAGCUUGGCCCCGACAGCCUUGCCUCCCUCCGCAAGCUCGCCGAGAGCUACCAGAACAUGCAGAAGAACCAGGCCGGCGCUGACGGCAAGAACGACGACGAGGACGACAUCCCCGACCUUGUUGAGGGCGAGAACUUCGAGAGCAACGUUGAGUAAACGAUCUGAUCUACAUCCACCAUGCGAAUGAUAUGUGUGUGUCCGGGACCACGAAUGAAACCACGGCUUGUGCUCUUGUUGCGCUGGCGGAGUUUUGUUUUGUGUUUGUGAUAUCUUAGGUUGAUUUGAGAGAGGAUAGUAUUGAAUCAAUAAAAUAUGAAUUUUUUUUUUUC